AUGGCACCACCGGUUGGUAACAAUUAUCUCAACGUGUAUCUGCUCACAAGGCUUAACCAAACAUGUUAUAUAGCGACAAGGAUACAAUUUAACAAGAAUCUCACUGAUCAUUCUAAGGUGGAGGAGGCUUAUGCUGAAGGUAAGAAGCAGCUGGAGGUUGUAGAGAGGGUGGUGAAGGUUUACUUGGCAUAUCCUCCCAAGACCAAGAACAUCAUGGAACUCAAGCUUCAGUAGUGGAUAUGUAUGUUUGCCACUUUUAAUACACUCCCAAAGCUAUUUGUUAUUGUUAUUGGUCAUGUUUCUUAGUUAUUUCCCAACUAUGAGACAUU
Molecule: messenger RNA, 329 nt
Organism: Brassica napus (rape)
Lineage: Eukaryota; Viridiplantae; Streptophyta; Magnoliopsida; Brassicales; Brassicaceae
Exons: 2
Coding region: 1-234 (77 amino acids)
Source: RefSeq, a predicted model, not a curated record